Molecule: messenger RNA, 2731 nt
Organism: Pungitius pungitius (ninespine stickleback)
Lineage: Eukaryota; Metazoa; Chordata; Actinopteri; Perciformes; Gasterosteidae
Product: adhesion G-protein coupled receptor G2-like
Exons: 11
Coding region: 1-1590 (529 amino acids)
Biological process (GO): adenylate cyclase-activating G protein-coupled receptor signaling pathway; cell surface receptor signaling pathway
Cellular component (GO): plasma membrane
Molecular function (GO): G protein-coupled receptor activity
Source: RefSeq, a predicted model, not a curated record
AUGAGGAAUAGGCUGCCUACAGAAGGAGUGCUGAGCAGGAGCCUGAGAGCCGGCUCCUCCGUCCCUCAGGGCUCCGUCACGUUGCCCCCGUCUCUCACUCAGGGCCUGACCAUCGAGGAACAGCGGCUGGCCAACAGAGUGCAGUUCAAUUUCUACCAGAAGAGCACAGUGUACCAGGACAAAGCUUUGGGAAACCGCCGACUCAACAGUGGGAUCCUUGGAGCGAGCGUGGCCAACCUGUCACUCGCAAACCUGCGGAAUAAUGUUAUAAUAAACUUGACAAACUUUGAGCCGGUUCCAGCUAAUUAUGAAGCUGUAUGUGUUUUUUGGGACUUCACGUUAAAUAACGGAUCAGGUGGUUGGAAUCCAAGUGGCUGCGUACUUCAAAACGGCUCCGACAAUGUCACAACAGUUUGUGGAUGCAACCAUUUGACAGGUUUUGCCAUCCUGCUGGACCUCUCCAGACAGCCUUCAAUUAGUCAAGAACAGGCCACCAUCCUUUCUUUCAUCACAUAUAUUGGCUGUGGAAUCUCUUCCAUCUUCUUGUCUAUCACCCUCCUCACCUACUUGGCCUUUGGGAAGUUGCGGAAGGACACUCCAUCCAAAAUCCUGAUCCAGCUGUGCAUGGCCCUGCUGCUGCUCAACCUGGUCUUCCUGGUGGACGCGUGGCUGGCGCUCUACACAGACACCUUGGGCCUGUGCAUCUCCACGGCCUGGUUCCUCCACUACUUCCUGCUGGUUACCUUCACCUGGAUGGGACUAGAGGCCGUCCAGAUGUACCUGGCCCUAGUGAAAGUCUGGAAUAGCAACAUAUCGCGCCUCAUGGUGAAGUUCUCGCUGGUCGGCUGGGGCGUGCCGAUGAUCGUGGUCAUCAUUGUCAUUGCGAUUGACAAGAACAACUACGGCCUCAUCUCCUAUGGAAACCUCGCCAACGGCACUACCGAUGGCUUCUGCUGGCUGAAAAACGACAUCGCUUUCUAUGUAUCAGUGGUGGCCUAUUUCUGCGUUGUUUUUCUUUUCAACCUGGCCAUGUUCAUUGUGGUGUUAGUGCAACUGUGCCGAAUAAAGAGGCAGAACCCUCACAACGUGCAACACCACACCACGCUGCGGGAUGUGCGCAGUGUGGCGGGGAUAAUGAUCCUCCUGGGCCUCACCUGGGGCUUUGCCUUCUUCGCCUGGGGCCCCCUUAACCUGCCCUUCAUGUACCUCUUCGCCAUCUUUAACUCCUUGCAAGGUUUCUUCAUAUUUGUCUUGUACUGUGCGAUGAAGGAAAAUGUGAGGAAUCAGUGGAGGACCUACCUGUGCUGCGGCAAAAUGAGACUAGCGAAGAACUCGGAAUGGAGUCGCACUGCAACACAGAGGACUGGGAAGCAGGAAUCCUCCGGUACCAGAAUGAGAUCCCUUCAUUCCUCAACGUCCAACAACAACUCAUCCAGCUCCUCGUCCUUCCUCGUCAGUGACUCCUCGGAGCGGAUCAAUGGCAUCGGCAGCCCAUUUGACGACAGAACCAUCACAGCAAAUGAAGACCCCACAACGGAUGUGGUCCUCAACGAGAUCAACAGCCAGUACAGAAACCAACAAGCGCCCUGAUCUGAAAAGAACAAUUUGUCCAAUGAAGAACGAGUGAGAGGGCAGCUGGGUCAUUUACAUGCAGGGCUGUGCGGUAUAAGUUAGGUGACUUAGCUGUAUGUAGAAAAACAAUUAAUACGACACAAAAAAAACUAUUUUUAUUGCAAACUUGGCAACACUAGCAGCCACAACCACUAACUCGCUAACCAGCGGCCGGUUGCUAGCGAGGUGACCAGCUGAUCUGCGGCACUUUUGUUGUCAAUUUAUUAAUGUUCACUCGAAAAAAAUAAAAAAUACUGUGACACCGUCCAAAUCUUACAAAAUACCGUGAUGGGAGUUUUUGACCUUGCCAAAUCCCUACGGUGGGCCUUGGCUGAUUUAUUUGAUGGAGACGUGAAAGAAUUGCAGCCGUUCAAUGAGCGCUUUUAGUGAAUCUAAUUUUGAAGCUUGUAAUAUAAUGUUGGUAUAGAGUCAUUUAUGUCCUGUCCGUCUGCAUAUGCUUGUACAACUUACCUACAUUAUUAAUGGCACUUGAUUUUGCACUUUUCUAUAUUAUAAUAUGCAUUUUAAACAAGGAACUUAAAAAACAUUUUUUCAGUGGUAUUAAAUGAAGGAGUAGUUUCUCAAUGGUAUGUUACAAAAAUACUGGAACAAGACAACAAAUGUGUACAAGUUGACUGAUUAUUACUUUUUUGUCCAAUCAUUUUAAGAAUUCUUCAUUCUUUGCAAAAGAUUAGCAAUUAAUCAGUCUGCAGGCUAUUUUUAACAUUGUGCCGAGUUUACAAUUCAAAGGUUAUUAAGCCUGAAAAAGUAUAGGGCACAGCAAAGCAUAUUACACCGAUUAAUGAAUAUUACAUUAUGUGUUUAAAUAAAAUUAUAUUGUGGUAUAAUACUAUAUUGAAGCAUACGGCUUACGGCUCUUAUUCAAUUGUUUAGUAAAUAAUAUGGACAUAUAGAAUCGCAAUAUAUUUGAAUGGCGUCGUUGAUUUGUAUUAAUUGCAUUUUCUUCAGAGAAAAACAAUCUACACAUGGUCCCCAAAAAACACUUUAAUUGUGGAAGUCACAGCAAGUGUCUCAAGUGGGAUAGAACAGAUUUGGGUGGAAUUAUAUUGAAUAAAUAACUGUAACUGACUCUUACAGGGUUGAUAACGCGUAAACGUUA